Molecule: messenger RNA, 891 nt
Organism: Dimorphilus gyrociliatus
Lineage: Eukaryota; Metazoa; Annelida; Polychaeta; Dinophilidae
Source: the annotation of a GenBank genome assembly
AGUUCAAGUUGGUAACAGUGAAGGUGAAGGUCUAAUACAAUGGGAUCAUUUCCUGCCAAUUGAUGAACUUCGAACUACAGGCUAUUUCAGUUCUUGGUGAUCCAUUAAUUGACCUCGCGUGUCUGAUAAAUUUACUGGUGACAUCAUCGUUCUCAAAACUACCUAUUAUUUUAUAUAAUCCUUCAUAUCUGUGACAAAAUUAUGAGAUUUUUAUGAGCGAUAAUUCAAUAAUUUUAUAGAAUGGCCGAUAAGUUAGUAGUUGAUGAAAAACAAAGCAACCUUCGGGACCAUUUGGUUCAAAAUGCUGUUAAAUUUCUUCAAAACCCUCAAGUGACAGGCAGUCCAAUGGAACACAAGAAGGCUUUCCUUCUGAAGAAGGGUCUUACUAAUGAAGAAAUAGACGAAGCCGUUUCUCGAGCAAAUGUACCACAACAGGCUGUAGCUCCAGUAUAUAUCCAACCACCGCCUCAAUCUUUUUGGCAAAAAGGUAAAGACUCACUUGCUGGAUUCGUUAUUUUUGGGGGAGUUGCUUUUGCUAUCUAUCAAUUUUAUAAGGCUUUUCUAAAGAGAAAACUCUUUGGAAAAGACGAGCAUGAAGUACGUUUAGAGCUUGUAGAAGCAAGUGUCAGUGAAUUAAAGCGAUCGAUGGAGGAGACACUUAGAGAGAUGUCGUCAGAUAACCUUGAGUUGAUGAAAUCGGAUAUAACAUCAAUUAAGGGUAUUCUUUUAAGCAAGGACAAGUUUGCAGCCGUGCCCAAAACAACACCCAUUCUUCCUCAAUGGCAAUUGGCGGCUGAUGAAAAAUCUGAAAAACAGAGAGAAGAAGCUAAAGGCGAAGAUGUACCAGAUAUAGAAUCAAACGAAGAAACGCCUAAAGAUCAAGAGGACUAA